AUGAACCAGGCCGAGACGGACGGUCUCGUCACCGUUCCUUCCGUUGGUCAGUCUUUUUCGUCUUUCAAAAGUACAGUGGUAACUACUUGCGUUUAUAAUUUUCGGAAGUUGUUAGAUAACUAUCUUGUUGUCAAAAACACGGCCGACAGUAUAGCCCAUAUACUGUAUAGGAAGAGGAAGAAAUGUAUAUUUGAGCUUUGUUUUUUUUUUUGAGAAAUUUUUGAAGAAGAGCAUGUUUUGUGUUCAAUUUGUUGGUCUGAAAACUUUUAAAAAACUGAAAUUCUCACAAAUAGUAAAAAUAAUAAAAACUAGCCACCUUUUGUUUGAAGUAUUUUAAUGCUUGAUAUAUAUUUCAACGAUUCUUGAAAAGUGAACGUGCAGCCUAACUGUCCUGUUUAAAAAGAGAGCAGUCAUGAGUUACUCGAAUUCAAAAAACGGCCUUCUUAUAGAUGAAAUAAUCGUUUUUCUAUGCCACUUUGCUCCUCAAAAUGAAGUUUGGCGGUUUAUGACUGUGUUUCAGUCGAUGCGACGGAGCCUCCGAGAAGAUCUCUGGACGAUAUCGUCCGGCUGAGAUGGUACUGCGCCCUCGUCCUCCUCAUGGCCGAACUCGUCGCUUUCACCUGCCUCGCCAGUGUCACUUUGAUGGUUUUUGCAGGUUUUUCUGCUUCUUUAUAUUUUUAGUCCGUCAAGAAAAUUGUGAACCUUUUCCGAUAACAUCGGAAACAUUUCCUGUGCCGUUUCAGUGAUGCGAUAAGAGUUUGUCGUUAACGCGACGAAAUGACUGAGCGGUUCGAUGGGUAUAAUUUACGACCGGUUUUGGGAACCUGUGUCGGAAACUGAAAAAAAUCUGUUAGGUUUAGUGUUAUUUUUCCUGAAGUUUAUGCACGAAAUUGAAAAUCUGCAAUAGAUUCAUUUGAAACUUGUAGAAAGUUUUUUGGGUUCAUAAGAAUUUGGCGGCACAGUAUAUUUCAUGAAAGACUGUCGAAACUUUGAGUAUCUUAAUUUCUAGCCUGUGUCUUGCAGGCUUGUGCGCGCCAGGUCGGAGCUUUUACUUUGUUCUGGUUUCAGGAGCCUCGCCAACAGUUUCGGGCUGUGGAAACGAGGUCUUCACUAAAUCAACAAUUUGUGAAGAAUUAAGUGUUCGAAGAAACUUGACUGGCUGCGUCCCGAAACUCGAUUAUCAGUUCAAAUCGCUGCAAGUCGAGGUUUUUUUGAGGCUUUCUCAAUUCAAUUUUCUCAAAAUUGUUUUCAAUUAUUUCCGACAGUUCUUGUUGUAAAUGGCUACAAUCUCCAAAUUUUGUGAUGCCCCUAUGUUUAGUUCUAAAAAGAAGUCUUCAAUUUUCCCAGUUUAUUAUUUUAAGAAUACUCCACUGCGAAGAAAAUUGGUCGCUUGGAAAGAUAAGGAAAAUAAUUUUUAGGCGAAAAACGCUUUUAAUGGUUACUUUGCCGUUUUCAAUGACUUCUUAGUCAUUUUCAUUCCAGUUCGAUUACAUCUGCGACGAUGCAAAAAAGGUGAAGAACACGAUUUCGGUUCAAAUGUUCGGUGUUCUGCUGGGAGCCGCGUUUUUCGGCCAACUCAGUGAUCUCUUUGGACGCAGAAAAGUCGCAUAUUCAAGUUUCGAAAUAAAUACUUUGAUUUCAGGCCUUGUUUUUUUCCUCCGUAGGAAAUGCGGUCUUCAAUGUCGUGGCUUCACGGUCGCCAGAUCUUCUUUAUUUCACCAUUUGGCGCACUUUGGCUGGCUUUUUCACUGGCGGUUUGAUUGUGUUAGUUUUAUUGGAAGGUUUUAUUACUUUUUCGAACUUUCUUCUUCGAGUUCUGGAAGAAAACACAGGACAAAUGAAGAAUGGAAAUGAAAUAGAAAUCUGGACGAAAAAUAGAAGAAUAGGCUAUUCUUAUAUAUAUAUAUAGCUAUUCUGAAUAGCUCAAGGAAAUCAAAAAUAAAAUAAAAACGAGGAUCGAGAUUCAAGAAAAUAGCUACGAACUUGUGGAAUGUCGGUAUCAAUUGAUAUUAGAAGAUUUUUUUAUUAUAUUGUUUUUAAUUCUAACUUCCUAGUCAAAGCAACCUUUAACUUUCAAUGUUUUUUUUUGUGUUUUUUCAAGUUACCUGUGAAAGGUGGGACUUUCUAGUUAGCCGAUUUUGUUUCUAUGAGAAAAUAGGAAUUUUAAUUGAAUAAUGUCCUAGUCCACAGCGUUUUUUGCUCUUCUUUUCUUGAUGAAUUAGAAUUUUUCAGUGUGCAGCUGGUGUUCAUGGUAGAGAACGUGCCGCGACGCCAUCGAAUGUGGAUCCAAAACGCGAUCACCUGGUCGCCGAAUCAGAUCAUCUACCCGAUCGUCGCCUACUACGCCCACGACUGGCGGAAUCUUUCCAUCGCCGUCGGCGUCGCUUCCGUCCUGGCUGCCGCGGUUAUACUGUAAGAGUCAUUUUCGAUCUACGUCUGAACUUCCGAGCCACAAAGCUUCGAAAGCUUUAAAGCAAUAGUGAGCAAGAGGGCGCUCACCAUUACAGAAAAAAAAAGUCACAUUUUCUAAUGAACUUUCGAAGCAGUUUUUCAAUGAUCUAUAAUAAUGAAAAAAUUCAGACUUCUCGAGGAAUCGCCACGUUGGUCGAUUCAAAAAGGUCGUUUAGGUUCGGACCUUUUAAUAUUUACAUUUUAUGAGUUGAAUUUUUUCUAGAAGCAGCCCGACGAUCUUUACAAAGGAUCGCUAAGCUUGACGGCAUCGCUAAGGACGUCUUCGACGCCGAAAUCGACGAGAUUUUGCUCAAUGAGCAAGAGGUUUAGGAGUCCCUUAAGUACCCACUCUCGAUAGCUUUGUUUAGAAGCUCGACGAAAUGCAAGGGAAACGAAAGAACUACACAUUCGUGCAUCUUUUCUGCACAUGGACCAUGAUGGGUCGGACCUUGACUUUCAUCGUUGGAAUGUGAGGAACAAAAAGUCUUGGAAACUACGGACAUCUUCAGAAUCUGCACGACGAUGAUCGUUUAUGCGUUGACCUAUAACAUGGAGAAGCUGUCGGGAUCCUUGUACUGGAAUAUGGCGUUGAUUGGAGUGAGUCGAAGGGUUUUAAAUCGACUUCCGAGGAAGUUAUCAGUCUUAUAUAGCCUAAGCCGAGUGUUUCCACUUUCCAAAUUCUUUUCAAACAUGAAAUUGGUGUUUCAAAUCACAAAAAAAAAACUAAAACUGUAUGCGACAAGAUUUGAGGUCUCCCGUUGGAUCGUGAACAUUGCUGUGAGUCUUCUGGACUACCACGUAGAGUCUUUCGGUCGUCGUCUUUCGAAUCACGUCGCCAUGGUCUCCACAACGGCUCUUCUUUUUGCCAUUACUGCCGCUGUUUAUAACGGUUUUCAUUCAUUCAUUUGACAAUUAACGAGAAAAGUUAUGUGGAGACAACAUCGUAACAAUAGUUAAAACUUUGCGAAACUAUCUUUUUAUGGCAGUUAUAUCUGAAGUUUUGAAAAACUUCAUGAUCAACUAACGAGGAAUUGUUUGAGGUGAACACUGCAGUUCAGGUCCAAACUUCUGGGGUUACUAAUCGUGGGAAAAUGAACGGGAAAAGCUCAAAAGUUUAUUCUCUUUAGGUUUUCGAAUUGAAAGUUUUUUCUCGUGUUUCUUAUGAUGUAGUGAUCAUAUCAACUGUUUUGAAAAUCAAGAACUCGAAGAAAUCAAUUUUCGAGCUUUUCCCGUACAUUUUACUAUUAGAAUCGGUGCGAGGUUCUGAGCUUAAUGGAUUUUCCGUGUCAUAGGAGCUGAGUGCCGUUUAAGGAGAGCGUAAAAUAUUUACGCUAUGAAAAAAUGAGUUUCUGAAAUUUUUGCACAUAACUUUUUCGAGGAAAGUCCAAUAUAAAUUGCAGGAAUCGGCGGAUAUAUAAUCAGUGUGGGCGCAGUUUUGACGCUGGCCAUGUGCUCACAGGUCGGAGAAACUUUUAACCUUAAGGGACCGCCUGAUUCAGUUGUUCAUCGUCAAGUACAUGAUGGUCAACGAGCUGUACCCAACGGCCGUCCGAAAUCUCGCCGUUUCGGCUGUUUCCACAGCGAGUCGCGUCGGCAGCAUGUUCGCUCCACAGCUUUUCUACUUGGUGGGUGAUCCUGCUCGGACCUAGGUAACGCGGAUCGGACGUGUCGCAAUAUUUUUAGGAACCACUUUAGUAGCGUCAGCACUCUUAAGUGAUCUCUAGAUUUGCUCAGAAUUGCCCGGAGCGCGUCAGGUUUUCUUUGCCAAAGUCCAAGGAAGCUUCAAAAGGGCAAAUUAGUAGAAAUAUCUACUGAAAAGCUUUUUUAGUCAGUUCAGCCGUUUUUUUGCGUGAGGAUAUUUUUAAACUUUGUUGCGAAUUUUUUUCUGUUAUCUCAGGGGGGAAGGAGACACAGACCAUAUUAACGUCGAUCUCAAGAAAUUAACUUUUAAAAAAAGUAUUUAAAAAGAUUUACAUCAUCGUACAAAAAAAAGUAGACAAAUUUGUUCUUGUCUAUAUUUUGAUGGAGUAACAAAAGAAUAAUACUUGGAUUUUUUUCAGGCCGACGUUGCUCCGUGGGCUCCGUACGCCGUGUUGUCUGUCCUGGCGGCCGUCGAUCUGGUCAGCUUCACGGUCUGUAUUCCCGAGUCCAAGGGAAAGCAUUUGGAGAACCAUCUUCCUCCGAAACAUGAGCGCAUUUUUGGCAAUAAAAGUUGAUUAUCUCCUUCGUUCUUCCAUUGCGUUGAGUCUUGAAGCGACUUGAAGGAAGUAAGAAUAUUUUUUGUUUUGAAACGCACAUGGGCUUUAUUAGGUCAUUGAUAAUGUAUCAAAAAGUUAACAUAGUUCUAGUGAACAUCAGGAAAAAGAAUUAAAAGAAUUUUCAUGGAAAGUACUUUUGCAAAUUUUCACAAAAAGGAGAAAAAAAUACUCUCAAUAAUGUUCAUAUACGAUAAUUUGUUCGGAAAGACUUGCUGCAAUUUGGAUCUGCUUACUUGAUACCUCUAGAUUCUAUUUCAAUUCAUUAAUUCUGUGCUAAAUGUCUAUUUUCCGUUUUAUUCCCCUGACAGAUUUUCAAGAAACGACGGAAAAUCGUUUGGAAGUAAACAAACAGCCGGGAAGAAAUGGCUGUAAAUAUCAGGCGGAAAUCACGUGAGUGGUCACUUUUUGCAACGCGGUUGGUCCGAACCUUGCCCUUUCGUCGAUAAUUCUUUUCGGACUUUUUGGUUUGUGAUAUGUGUAAAAGGUCGAUAAGGUGUUCCGCAAAAAAAAAGGAAUUUUGAAAGAGUAUCUUUUCAUCCUGAACAGAUCUGACAAAUGCAAAGUAUUUUUCAAUACGUGGAAUGGCUUCUGAACCACAAUUUCAAGUUAUUGCUGAUAUUCUCUCACGGUCAAAUUACAUUUUUUAAGGCACCUUCAAAGGGCUUUCGCGCCAUAUCGGACGCUGUAUUACAUUUUUAUCUCAUCGCUUAUUCUUCAUCUUACUAGGGAACACUAAAAAGUCAUUGCAAAAAUGAAAGAAUGAUAUGAAUUUAUCAGAGAUCUGGAAGAGGAAAGGGGAUCAGAACCUAUUCGACCGGUGCAAUGAUUUCGUGAGUUUUGUAUAUUUAGAGAAUGAAAAAAAUUGGUUUCCGCCUGAAAAAUUUCACAGAAGAGAUCCCUCACACUGUCCAUUUUUUCCCAUUUAAAAAUAGCAAAAGAUAAAAAAAAAAUAAAGAUGAAAGUUGUUUCGGAGCCUUUUGGAAGUUUUUAAAAUUACCGAAAAAUCGUUCAAUUCAAUGUGCCGCUCAAUAAAUUGUAUUCAUAAAGCUCUAGAAGUACUUUUUAACAACCAUGUCUAACUAUGUCCGAGUUACCGUUCUCUGGCUUGGCUAGCACCACUUCAAAGCAAGAAAGGAAAGAUAAGUCGCACCCUCAAGUGUCCACUGGCACAUCAAAGGAGGAUAACGUGCCUUUGGCAUGACGCCAGACCACUCGUUUUGGCCAUCCAAGGUGUUUUGACGCCGGCGCCGACGUCUUCGUCUCCGUCUAGCGAGGUGGUGUCGUCGACAGGGUGGCGAGAGUCAGAGAGAGCGGCCAGACGACGAGAGUGAAGAGGCGUGUCCUUUUCGCCCACCUCAAAAAAGCUGUUCCAACUUAUCACGGCUCAUUCUUCUCUAAUUCGAGGUCCUCGUUCAGUUCUUUGAUUGGGAUGAACUCGCUGAUCAACGCGUUCGGAUACUUUGGCCCCGGCAACGUCAAGGAAGCCGUCGCCACGGAGCCGCGCAACAAGAACGACGUCCUUUCUAGCAGAAAGAACACUAUCGGGUUAGUUUUUGAUGAAAAGUUUUUUUUUGAUAGCUGUCGGGAAAAGUAUUAGCUAAUCGAUUUUUUCAAUGUAUAAUUUCAUUAGCUGAAAAUACACCCCUCGGGAAAAGCGAAGGGCACAAAACGAACAACCAGACCAUAUACGGUGUUGUUUCCUUGUGAAAUGAGAGAGCUGUUUUCCAGUUGCAUAAAACUCUCACAAGGUUCUUAUCUCUCGAAUCAUUCCAGAUCUACUUGUCAGCUUUUCUACUCGGAUGAUCCGUUCAUGGUUUCGCGCGGAUCGAUGCAGUACUUGUACGACGAGCAGGGCAACAAGUUCAUCGACUGCAUCAGCAAUGUUCAACACGGUGAGACUGCAUUUGAGUGGUCUCUUGGAGGGGCUCUUCCAGUGACUAGAGUUGUUGGGAAGCUGCGCAUUUAUCGUGAUCAUUUCAGCAAAAAAAGAUCUAAAUAUUUUCGAUUGUCUCGGGAUUUCUCUGACUCUUUCAACUUUUUAAAAAAUGUUUUGUCAUUUUAAAAAUGGAAAAUAUCUUCGUUUUUUUUUAUGAGUUCCGAUAAUUGCGUUCCAAAAGGCCUGAGGCUGAAAGAAUGAACUUGGAAUACAUUUCCAGUACUUUCUUUUUUUCAAAUACAACUUCGGUAGACGGGAAAAUAUCUUCUCGACUUACAGUCGGCCACUGCCACCCGGCAGUGGUGAAGGCGAUCAGUCAUCAGCUGGCGACAUCGACCUGCAACGUCAGAUUCGUCUCUCCUCUGCUGACUGACUGUGCCGAACAGCUUCUCGCCACUCUUCCCCAUCUCGACACGGUUCUUUUCUGCAAUUCCGGGUCAGUAACCAUCUAAUUAAUCCGUUUCUGAAAGUCAAUUCAGACUCUGAAAUGGUAUUAAAACAGUACUUUUUCAUCAGACGUACUUAGAAAAAUCAAAGUGAUCCAGUUUGAACUUAUUUUAGAACUCUAGUGAUCACUAUAGAAGUUUUCUAUGCUAAAUUUAUUUCGAAUGACAAAUAUUUGUUCAUGAUAAGGAGUCGAAUGAUCGAGUUCAACAUGUUUGCAAUGUGAUUGAUGAGAUUUCGUAUUAUUUUGCAGGCCUUUUUUUCGGAAUCAUGAAACAUGAAUUGGAGUUCUAGACUUAAAAUUCAAAGAGACUCACCGGGGUCACCACAGUUUUGAAUUCUCAAUAAGACUUUUUUGGUUUGACAUUUUACUUAGCUCAUCGUUCAGAAGUUCUCUUCAGGUUCUUCUUUUAGCCAAAAUGAAAUUGUUUCAUUUGAACCUUCUGAUAAACAGUUUCAUUGACAUCGUCAAGAGUCUCAAAAAUGGAGAGAAAAAUAAUCAGAAGCGUGUGAACGUGAUGCAAUCAGAUGAUAUUGUGGUUCGACCACUCUCGCUACCAAUCGUAUCCAAGACUCAUUUAUUAUUUUCUUCUCUCUUAUGGCGCACCAUUUAAUGAUAACGACUUUUAUCAAGAAACUUCUAAUCAGCUCAAAAAUUUGAGAGAGAUUAGAAAACGCCUAAAAAUUCUCAACUUUUCUGAUUCUUGCGAUUUGGAGAAUCACAUAACUAAGCCCAGAAGUCGUAUUUAUACAUUUUGAGGGAGGAUGUAGAGUCAUACAAAAAUUUCAAUAUUGCACAAGUAAUAAGGGUUGAAGAAGAUAUGGCGUAUGCCUAAAGCGAGACUAGUCCAAAUUGAGAAUCUUUGUCUCGAAAUCAAAUUUUGAGUAUUCCAGAUCGGAAGCUAAUGACUUGGCUCUUCGACUUGCCCGCGACUACACCGGCCACACGGAUGCCAUCGUCAUCGAACAGUGAGUCUUUGAUUUCCACGAGGAAAAACGAAACUAUCGGUUGCAUUCAAACCAGGAACCGUUCCCGCCAUAAUAAUUCUUUCAACCACUUGACCAAGCUUCUUUCAGUGCGUACCACGGCCAUGUGACGACUACGAUGGAGAUGUCGCCGUACAAGUUCGACCACGGCUCUUCUUUGAAACAGCCAGAAUGGGUGCACGUCGUAAGAAUUCUUCUGAUAUUGUUUCGGUAUUCAUCUGAUCUUAUCCAGGCUCCUUGUCCAGACGUCUACCGUGGUAAAUAUCGCCUCACUGACGCCGAAAUCAAAGACGAGGGGAAAUUGUUGGAAGCCGGCGAGAAAUAUUCGAAGGAUGUGGAGAACAUUAUCAAAAAGGUGAGCUCGAAAAGAAAAAAGGCUUCGAAAGAAAAAAAAAUUGGUAGUUAGCCUUAUAUGAACUCUCCAUCUUUUUUUUUGAUCUGAAGUUUCUUUUCGGAAUAAAUUUAACAAAUAAAAGUUAAAAAUCUAUUGUGAAAAGAGUCAUAAUUGAGUAGCCCUGGAAAAAUAACUCUUUCGAGGAAUUCCAAUUCAGGCCGAGAAUAAUGGCAGAACCGUCGCCGCCUAUUUCGCUGAAGCUUUGCAGUCGUGCGGAGGACAAGUCAUUCCACCAGCCAAAUAUUUCCAGGACGUCGCCAAGUAAGUCUAAUCCCGCUAAUUAUCUUCAAUAAUUAUCUUUAUUUAGGUAUGUCCGUCAACAUGGCGGCGUGAUCGUCAUCGACGAAGUUCAGACAGGAUUCGGCCGAAUUGGCAGCAAAUAUUGGGCUCAUCAACUUCAUGACGAUGGUGAGGUUUGAACCGAUGAGAAUCCAGAUUAAGCGGUUGUUGAUUACAAAGAAAAUAUAUAACCGAACAUAUUUGCUCUAUCUCAACUUCCUACUACAGGUUUUGUUCCUGACAUCGUGACGAUGGGCAAACCGAUGGGCAAUGGAUUCCCGGUUUCGGCGGUCGUGACGAAGAGAAAAAUCGCUGAUGCGCUCGGCGGCAAAGUCGGAUACUUUAAUACCGUAAGAAACGACCUACUGUGCUUUUACAAAGAAACUGUACAGUAUGGUGGAAAUCCGGUCGCUUGCGCGGCGGUCAUGUCCGUCAUGAAGGUGAUCAAGGACGAGAACCUUCUGGAUCACAGCGAAGCGAUGGGUCAGAAACUCGGCGUCGCCUUGAAAAAGCUCCAAGAAACUCAUCCGUCUAUUGGUGACAUCAGGUGAGACAUCUUCGCUUUUUUAUUCACAAACUCACGUCGUCAUCGAAAAAUUUUUGAAAAAAGAAUCGAUAUUUUUUUCGGUUAAUCUUGAUACUCAGCACUUGCACAACUUUUUCUUUUUUUAUAAAUGACUAAGACAUGAGGAUAAAUUCAAAAGUUUUUAUUUUGACGAUUGAAUUUUUAAGUUUUUUGGACCUUGCUCUGAAAAAAAGACGUCAGCCAGAGGCGUAUGUGUUUGAUGGCCCUUUAUUUUUUUUUUAUUUCAUUUUAUCAAGUUGGGAAACAAACGACUUUCAGAGGCGUCGGUCUUUUCUGGGGAAUCGACUUGGUGAAAGAUCGAGAGACCCGCGAACCAGACCAGAAGCUCGCCUUGGCCGUCAUUCUUGAGCUGAGGAGAAAUUAUGGCGUCCUUCUGAAUGCCGACGGACCACAUACCAAUAUCCUCAAGAUAAAGCCGCCGUUGUGUUUCGACCAAAACAAUAUUGACGAAGUGAGUUUUUCUAGCAUUCUAACAAAUUCAUAUUCUCUUCUAGGUUGUCAAUGCGUUGGACCAGGUCUUGACCAUCAUGCGACGGUGA
Caenorhabditis auriculariae is the source of this 9874-nucleotide messenger RNA. The record is from the annotation of a GenBank genome assembly. Lineage: Eukaryota; Metazoa; Nematoda; Chromadorea; Rhabditida; Rhabditidae.